This is a messenger RNA of Nymphaea colorata (pocket water lily), 2832 nucleotides long. Its product is annotated as HIPL1 protein-like. The record is from RefSeq and is a predicted model, not a curated record. The transcript is spliced from 7 exons. Lineage: Eukaryota; Viridiplantae; Streptophyta; Magnoliopsida; Nymphaeales; Nymphaeaceae. The coding region runs from base 525 to 2606 and encodes 693 amino acids.
UUCUCCCUGCGUCGAAAGGCAAAAGGGAAGCGAUGGUGAAAAAAGCUACAGCCUGCUGGGCCGCCCUGUCUUCAUGUGUGUUCGCGGGUGACGCUGCUUGUUCACAAACGCGAGAGAGAGAGAGAGAGAGAGAAGUCAACUUCCAUCUGAACAGCCGAUGGAGGAAGAGGGACCACAGCAGCAAGCAAGUUCCAAAGUAGAGAGAGAGAGAGAGAGAGAGAGAGAGAGAGAGAGAGAGAGUCUUGUUGGUCAGUGUAUAUGUGGGAGAUGUGCUCUUUGGAAAAUGUUACACCCACCUUCCACCCAACUGAAUAAAGAAUUGGCCCUUCUGCCUCCUGUUUCUAAAAAUCCCUGGCCUGCCCCACGGGCGUAACCAGAAGAAGAUGAUCUUUAUAAGUCUUCUCUCCCCUGUAUGAUUGGUUAAGAAUGAUCACAUUGCUACGGAGCUGUCAAUGAAUAAAUAAUUUUGAGCAAGGCCAACAUUAGAAACGGCCUUGGAUAGUGUUACCCAGGUGCGGAAAGCCAUGGCUUGGAGAGUUGACAUGACGGGUCUUGCUCUCUUCAUCCUCUGCUUCAUCUCCACAUUCUUGGGUUCUGCUGCUAUACCACUCUGCACUGAUUCGAGGGCCCCUUUACCACCGAAGACGCCUUUGUCCUUCUGUUCGUACAACGGAAGUGUCUGCUGUGAUGCAAAAGAGGACGCUGCCCUCAAGAAGCAAUUUGAAUCGAUGAAUGUGUCGGAUCCGGCGUGCUCCUCUGUCGUCAAAUCGAUUCUCUGCGCUAAAUGUGAUCAAUUCUCCGGUGAACUGUUUAGGAUAAAUUCACAGUACACCCUUCCUGCUUUGUGCAAUGGAACUGUUUCAAAAGAUUCAACUCAGUCAACUAAUGCUACAAGCGAUUUCUGUUCCAAUGUCUGGAAGAAAUGUCAAAAUGUACCCAUUAUGAACUCACCUUUUGCAACUUCACUUAAAGGAGGACCCACAGUCAAUGCCAGUUCAACCAAACUCACUGACUUUUGGCAGUCAGAGAAGGAUUUUUGUGUUGCUUUUGGUGGGUCUUCUGGUGAUCAACAAGUCUGUUUCGCUGGAUCUCAAGUAACACUAGAUAGUGUUGUGGAUUCACCUCCAAAGGGCCUUUGCAUCGAGAAAAUCGGGAAUGGUUCUUAUCUGAACAUGGCAGCUCAUCCUGAUGGUAGCAAUCGUGUGUUUCUAUCCAACCAAGCUGGAAAAAUUUGGCUGGCAACAAUUCCUAAAGCUGGUUCUGGUGAAACAAUUCAGCUUGAUGAGUCUAACCCCUUUCUUGAUAUAACUGACAUCGUGCACUUUGAUUCAGAGUUUGGACUAAUGGGAAUAGCAUUCCAUCCAGAUUUUGUUAAUAAUGGACGUUUUUUUGUUUCUUACAACUGUGACAAAUCUAAGUCAGCUGGAUGUUCUGGAAGAUGUGCAUGUAAUUCUGCAGUUGAUUGUGAUCCUUCUAAAUUAGUUUCUGAAAAUGGUGCCAUGCCAUGCCAAUUUGGCAGUGUUGUUGCAGAAUAUUCUGCAAAAACUGGCCAGCAAUCACCUUCGGAGGCAAAAUCUGCUAAUCCAUUGGAAGUGAGGAGAACAUUUACUAUGGGACUUCCCUAUACUUCUCAUCAUGGUGGUCAGGUUCUCUUUGGUCCAGCAGACAAGUACUUGUACUUCAUGAUGGGUGAUGGUGGAAGUAGGGGUGAUCCAAACAAUUUUGCUCAAAACAAAAAAUCUUUGCUCGGAAAGAUCAUGCGUCUUGAUGUUGAUAAGAUCCCAAGUGCAACUGAGAUAUCACAGCAAGGUCUAUGGGGAAAUUAUUCAGUUCCAAAAGACAAUCCAUUUUCUGAAGAUAAUGAGUUGGAACCUGAAAUAUGGGCCCUUGGGUUUAGAAAUCCAUGGAGAUGCAGUUUUGAUUCCAAAAGGCCUCCAUACUUUCUCUGCGCAGAUGUUGGCCAGGAACAAUAUGAAGAGGUUGAUCUGGUAACUAAAGGUGGAAACUAUGGAUGGCGUGUUUACGAGGGCCCAUAUCUUUACGAUCCUCUACCAGGUUCCCUAGGGAAUACAAGUGCUAGUACCAUACAAGCAAUACCACCUCUAAUGGGUUAUAACCAUUCUUCUAUCAAUAAGAAUGAAGGUUCUGCCUCAAUAAUUGGUGGAUAUUACUAUAGGUCUAACACGGAUCCCUGUAUGUAUGGAAGGUACUUGUAUGCAGAUUUAUAUGCAUCAGCACUAUGGGCAAGUAUUGAAAACCCAAGUGGGAGUGGGAAGUUCAAUAAUACCAUGAUUCCCUUCAACUGUGCUGCUGACUCUCCGAUAUCCUGUACAUACACAUCAGGAAAUCCCCUGCCAACUGUGGGUAUAAUCUACUCAUUUGGAGAAGAUAACAGCAAGGAUAUCUACCUCUUGACCAACAAUGGAGUAUACAGGGUGGUCCCUCCCAGUCGCUGCAACUACACAUGCUCAAAGGAAGUUGUCACACCAUCAAGUGGAAACUCUGCUCCAUCUCCAUCAUCAUCUUCAGCAAAAGGGCAAUUUGGAUUUGUAAAGAAGGCCAUCAUCUUGAUAUGCGUAUUCCUGCUUGCAGUUUUGAUUUCUUGACUCUGAGAAGUGUCAUUUUUCCAAGCUGCGGUAUGAUUUGUCGAUGGCCAAUAGCUAUAUCUUGUGAAAAGCAGUUCACUCUGUAACUGCAGAAGGUCUAGCGUAUGCUGCUUCAUUCGGUACCUGUCAUUUUUGUGAGCCUGGUCUGUUACAUGUUUUCAUUUUGUAGAAUACUUUUGGUGUAAAAUGUUUGCAAGCUUACAUCGAAUUGGAUUGUGGUUAAACA